AUGUGCCAUUUUUUAGGAUGGUGUGAGGCCUUUCUCUUGGACCCCAAGGGCCGAGACGCCAUCGAACUCUCUCCCGAUGAGAUCCUCGAGAUUGCUGCGCGCUUCAACAUGCCCAAGCUUUACCAGAAAGCGGUGGAGAUUACAGGGCAGGGUAUGCAAUACCUCCAGGCGUGGGCAGUUGUGGGGGAUGGGUCCAAUCGACUGGACAGCGACAUAUUGUGA
Durusdinium trenchii is the source of this 222-nucleotide messenger RNA. The record is from the annotation of a GenBank genome assembly. Lineage: Eukaryota; Dinophyceae; Suessiales; Symbiodiniaceae.